Messenger RNA from Aureobasidium musti, 1257 nucleotides. Lineage: Eukaryota; Fungi; Ascomycota; Dothideomycetes; Dothideales; Saccotheciaceae. The record is from the annotation of a GenBank genome assembly.
AUGAGCCAGAUCGCGAGCAGCAUGGCUCUGCAGAGGCAGCUCGCCAGAUCCGGCCCCCAAUUCGCAAAGACGUCGCUCCCACGCGUCCAGUCGCGAAGCCUUCAGGACGUUGCCAUCACCAGAACCGGCAAGCCCAUCAUUAGAAUCUCUGGUGGAAGGUUGGUUCCAUCGACGACUUUUCCAAUUGAUCUAUCUCGACUAACUCAUCACCAAGGCCAUACCGCUACCGUCUUUGGUGCCACUGGUUUCCUCGGCCGCUACAUCGUCAACAGACUCGCUCGUGCCGGAUGCACUGUCGUCGUUCCUUUCCGUGAGGAGAUGGCCAAGCGCCAUCUCAAGGUCUCCGGUGACCUGGGUCGUGUUGUCUUCCUCGAAAUGGACCUUCGCAACACCGCCUCCAUCGAGGAGUCCGUCCGUCACUCCGACAUUGUCUACAACUUGAUCGGUCGUGAUUACCCCACCAAGAACUUCGACCUCGAGGACGUCCACGUCGAGGGUGCCACCCGUAUCGCCGAUGCUGUUGCUAAGUACGAUGUUGACCGUUUCGUCCACGUUUCAUCGCACUCCGUCUCUCAGGAUUCGCCCUCUGAGUUCUACCGCACCAAGGCUCGUGGUGAGGAGGCUGUCCGCAACAUCUUCCCCGAGACGACAAUUGUUCGCCCUGCUCCUAUGUUUGGCUUCGAGGACCGUCUGCUCCACCGCAUCGCCAAGGCUUCCAACAUGUUCACAUCCAACAACAUGCAGGAGCGCUUCAACCCCGUUCACGCCAUUGACGUCGGUGAGGCCCUCGAGAAGAUGUGCCACGACGACAGCACCGCUGGUGAGACCUACGAGCUUUACGGUCCCAAGCAGUACUCGAUGGCAGAGAUCAAGGAGCUCGUCGAACGCGAAAUCCUGAAGAGCAGACGUCACAUCAACGUUCCUCCUCAGAUCAUGUCCCCUGUUGCACAGUUGAUGAACAAGCUCAUCUGGUUCACCACCAUGAGCAAGGAUUCGGUUGCCCGCGAGUUCAUUGACCAGACCAUUGACCCCACAGCAAAGACCUUCAAGGACUUGGGCAUCGAGCCUACUGACCUUGCCAACUUCACAUACCACUACCUCGUAAGUUACUGCGCUGCUCUCUUCAUCCUCGAAUACAUUGCUAACAACCAUCACAGNCAAGCAUACCGUAGUUCAUCCUACUACGAUUUGCCUCCCAUGACCGAGCGUGAGAAGAGAGAGGAGAAGAAGUACCUUCACGUUCUCGACGACCAGUAA